AUAAGUAUGGAGGAAAUACCAGUAGUUGAUGGAAUUCGAGCAACUUCAUUGAGGAUCAGUGAUUGUCCAUCUCCAACACCAUCUACUACUACUACUACUGCGACCCGUCAAAAACAUUUAAAAUGUUUUAUAAGCGUAUAUUUCGUGCAAAAGUUGAUUGCAGAGCUUGUGGGAACGUACAUGUUGAUAUUUGCUGGUUGUGCUUCUAUAGUUUUGAAUGUAAACAAGGACAACGUCGUAACACUACCCGGAAUCGCAUCUGUUUGGGGACUUGUUGUCAUGGUUUUAAUUUACUCUGUUGGUCACGUCUCCGGUGCACAUUUCAACCCUGCUGUAACAAUUGCAUUUGCCACUUGCAAAAGAUUUCCAUGGAACCAGGUUCCAGCUUAUAUUUUGGUUCAAGUAAUAGGAUCCACUCUUGCUAGUGGAUCCCUCCGACUAAUAUUUACUGGCAAAGAGGACCAGUUUGUAGGGACAGUUCCAGCAGGAACAAAUUUGCAAGCUUUGAUACUUGAGUUUAUAGCCACAUUCUACCUCAUGUUCGUCAUCGUUGGUGUUGCUACUGACGAUCGCGCUAUGAAACAUUUAUCUGGGGUUGCAAUUGGAGCCACCGUUUCACUUGAUAUAUUGUUCUCUGGGCCACUAACAGGGGCAUCAAUGAACCCAGCAAGGAGUUUGGGACCAGCAAUUGUUACAGGUCACUACAAAGGGUUAUGGAUUUACAUUAUUGGGCCAACUUUGGGGGCCAUAUUUGGAGCUUGGACUUACAAUCUCUUGAGACUCACAAAUAAGUCAUGGGGUGAAGCCGCCAAAGAAAUUUCAGGUUCACAAAAAGUUAUAGAAGUGUCAUCCAAAGAUAAGGUUAUAUGCAAUUGUGGUGAAGGGUGGUCAUGCAUUGUCUCCAAGACUGAAGAAGCAGAAGUUGGCAACAUCUUCUUUGAAUGUGCUGAAGGUUGCCUUUGUAUUGUUGAUGAAACUAACACUCUGAAUAAGCAUGUAUAUGUAUAUGAAAAGACAAAAAGAAGAAAGAGUUACAAAAUGUAUAUUUAACUAAGGGCAUCAAAUCAUCAAUGUAC
Molecule: messenger RNA, 1076 nt
Organism: Lycium barbarum (goji berry)
Lineage: Eukaryota; Viridiplantae; Streptophyta; Magnoliopsida; Solanales; Solanaceae
Product: nodulin-26-like
Exons: 6
Coding region: 7-1050 (347 amino acids)
Biological process (GO): transmembrane transport
Cellular component (GO): membrane
Molecular function (GO): channel activity
Source: RefSeq, a predicted model, not a curated record